Molecule: messenger RNA, 6133 nt
Organism: Pocillopora meandrina
Lineage: Eukaryota; Metazoa; Cnidaria; Anthozoa; Scleractinia; Pocilloporidae
Source: the annotation of a GenBank genome assembly
CAACAAACGAUCGAUACUACCAGCGUUCUCCGCAAGAUGAGUCCUUUGAAAUGACCAUGACCCUCGUACUGUCAAAAUACAUGCAUCGUACAGGGUGUAGCUUUAAGGAUUUUUCAAAAUUUAUUUUUCUAAAUUAGUUUUGCGUUUGUUUGAUUCGGAUGGAAAUGAAAAAUUCUUAGUGAGAAAGAUUGUUUGGCGUGACACGUCAACGUGAUUGAUGCCGAACUUUAUACUUGAUGGGCUUGCAUAUGUCAAUCGGCGCGGAUACUAAGCUCACAAGUAAGUCAACAUGGCGGCAUGUAAUUGGCAAGCGAAACAGUAAUUUUCUCCCUCAAAUCGCAGAUGUAGAAACUCAGAAAAAUCACAUUUCACUGUCCAUUACAGUGGCGGUGGAUUUUUGCCCAUUUUCGACUGAAUAGUUCUCUAUUUAGGUAAAUUCAACGACUUUCGAUGGCUUUUACAUCUGAAACUUGAUUGCGUCUCAGUCCGCUAAUGACUACGUGUACGCUUUGAACUGUAAUAACAUCUGCAAUUUUUUCUUUGUUCUCUCCAAGUCUGUAGCUUGAGGAAGACAGAGGGAGUCAAAAGCCUAGAAAUAUGGUCGAUUGCAAGGGUGGAAAGAAUUUAUUUGGAUUCGCCGUUGCUCGACCGCCAUGUGUUGUUUUUAUAGUUUGUAUAGCGGCCUUCGCCAUUGGUUUAUUUUCUCUUGGCUUUUUCAUUAAGACAUAUGGUUGGUUUGACACCGCUGAUGCCCGCGAAGAGGUUUGCAGUUUAUUUUUUUUCCAUAUCCCCUCAUAUAAAUUUUUGUUAGAUUUCAAUGUAAGUCUGGUCUUCCCCAUAACUGUUUUCUGACACGGAUGUCACGCCAGGAAUUGAACGGGGAGGAGGGUCAUUGUAAACACAAUUUUUCAGUACUUGUCGUGAAUUAUUUUAAUUGUGAUUUAUAAGUCGUGAUAACGAAUGAGGAAAUUAUGCGAGUGACCUUCAUGUUAUCAAAGAACGAAAUCCCUCAGACCUCCUCAAAGCAUGUAUCAGUUUCACACCAGCAUACCAUCAAAAGUUUUCAGAGUUUUUAUUCCCACCGUUCCCUUGUUGAAACCCGUGAAAUGUUCGCCAUUGAUUGUGGUCCUUGGUAAACUGUUUCAUUAAUUUUUGAGACAUCCUUCUGAUGCUAUGGCAGAUUUUACCAACUCAUUUUUGGCAGUAUUGAAUAGCCAUUGAAGUAUUGUGAAAAAUGUAGAACUGGGUGACCUGAAGGGUGGUGGGUGUACAGAUCAAGCCUUUUAUCCAUUGCUAUUGUUCCAUGCUAGAGAACUUAAUUAUAUCCCCUUCCUGUCCUCUCUCUCAUCAUCCUGACAGACCAAAAGGGCCUUUUAUUUGUUUUUUUCAUGAAACAUUAUGUGAUGAUGAGGAAAUCAGAACAAAUAAGUCAUUUGUGUGACAUGGUUAAACAAUGAAAUUGCGAAGAAAUUCAAUUUGGUUUUUAAGGUGAAUGUAGAGUUGACUUGGUAAACCUACCUUUUCAUUUCCAGGCUUUAGGGGUGGGCUAUUGCUACCAAAUGGCAAAUUCACCCAGAACACACCUAUUAUCUCAAAGAUAAAUGUGAAUCCUACUUCUGCUGUAUCAAACAAGUUGCGCUCAGGGAGCCUCUGAUUGUAUCAGGUCCUUUGUCAAAGUCAACCUCAACAUAUUUUUCCCAUAAAAACCAUACUGAUAAGCACUUGUGUAACAGAAGAGCCCAAAAAAUGGAAAGCUUUGUGAUUGUAAUUAAGUGGUUGAUCAUUUAUAAAUUUUUUCUAAUUGUAGGAAUGGGGAUCAGUGCUAGGUUAUUUGAGUUCCUCUGAAUUUUGUAUGUUUGGUGACCAGAGCUUCUCUGGAAAUAUCACUGGUGACAAUUCAACAAAUAUAACUGGUGCUAUACCUGAUGGGUUUACCACAGUAUCUAUACCAGUGCUUCAUCUGGCUGUGAACCCCUCAGUUAAUUUCAGUGCUGUAGUGAAGAAUGUCACACAUGUUACAGCACAAAUACCAACAUCAGAAUUGGGUUUAAAAGGUUAGUACUCUGGAAAUAAAUUGUUCAUUUUGAUAUAAUUGAUAAUGAUAAAGCUUUGUAAGUGAUCAUCCUUGUCACAGACAGCUUUAUGGAGAUACAAGUUUAACCAAACACAUUUGAUAAUAAGUCAAAAGCAAUUCAAGCCAGCUUAAAGAGUUUCAAAGCUGACAUUUCAAGCAUUAGUCCUCUGUCAUUCACUCUGUUAAAGGGUUACAGCUUGAAACAGCAGCUUUGAAACUCUUUCUGGUGACCAAUUUACAUUAUCAACUCAGUUGAUGAAACCAAAUUAUCUUGUUACACUCCACUACUAACACAGCACCACAGUUUCUUUAGAAGCAUGCCCCUUUAUCAACCCAGAUUACUUUUGACACUUGAAGUUGUGUAGUUUGCAGGGCUCUAGAGUAUCAAAUAUUUAUUGUUGCUUUCUUGUCAUUAGGUUUUCGGGGGAAUUCAGUGAUCAAUGUCACAUUGUUUUUUCAUCAACCAUGGUUCAUGGGUAUGUUAAAUGUACAUUGUAGCAUGGCCAUCACCCAAUAGUAUUCUUCUGAUUGGAUUAUCUAUUUACACAUGUUAAGAUGAAAAGAGCUUCAGCAUGUAAGGCACUCACUUGUAAGCCUCCAUUCUUAUACUUGAGAAGCUAUGACUUGAGGUGACCUUGGGUGAUGAGAGAGUACCAGUAAAAAUUAAUGAGCUGGGGCUCUGCUGAUUGGUUUGGUGGAGUAACUGUAUUGUAAUUUUUUUUUUGUCUCCAGACUCAAUAUAUAUAUAUAUAGGAAGUCUGUGUAUUGAUUUUUCUGUUUUACAGUGCUUGAUAUGUAGGAGUAGAGCGUGAUGUAUGUUACAAUAGGGGAGAUGCUAUACUUUCAUCCCUACAAGCCUGUUUUGUGGUUGCUCACUCAUCAGAGGGAAUUUUAUUUUUAAGAAUAUAUAUAUAUAUACUGUGAAUACAGUUUUUAAGAGUUUUGUAGAAUAAAGGUUAGACUUUUUUAACAAAGGUUUAAGAUGCUUGUUCUUAAAUCACAUCAUUUACUCUGGAGGAGUAGAACUCAUAUUUUACUUUUCAGAUUGCCAAGAAAAAUGUAAAACAAUGUAUUUGGAAGCUUGUGGAUCAGUUAUUGUUCCAACUGAGAUUGUCCCAAAACAUUUGCAGUAAGUAACUUUGAUUCAUUAUGUAGAUACAGUAUUUGCAUAUACCACGAUGCCUCAAAUGUUUCCAUAUUCAUUUGGAAAAUUCAUUUAGAAAAGCUUCAAAUCCUGGAAAUUCUCCUCAGUCAAUCACACAAACAAGUUUGAACUUUGAAAUUGAAGGUAAUCAAUUGAAUUUUAGAAAGCUAGAAUCCUUGCAAGAUGAGCUGCUACUUUUAAUUAUUGUGUAGGAUAGUUCAGCAUAACCAGUGUUAACUCAUCUGGCUCUGCUGAGAAACAAACUAAAUGAUUUACCAUUCAUACUGAUUCAGGUAUGGGAGGACUUGCAACCUUUCAUCAGAGUACAAUGUUGUAGAAAUGGUCAGCAUUACCACACAUGAUGAAAAAUUUUGUUCCAGUGGCAUCAAGGCUGAGACAUCUCUUCCACUGAAUCAGCAGCACACCACUAUUUCAACAAUGGCAAUGGUAAGCAGUUGUCAAAGUAUUGGUUUUAGAGCUUGGGUAUCCUGUGAAGUUCAUUUGUCACCAUGUACAGUGAGAAACAAUGACGAGAUCCACCCAAAUUGCUGAAGGGUCAGUCACUGCCCAUCACAGUAGUCCUUAGGACCACUAUCACAUGGACAACUGCAUGAUUAUAUCUUUAAUUUAGCUGCAAAAUCCAAACAGAAAUCCAUUCCAGUUGAGGUAGAUGUAAGGUUUCAUCUGUUAUUAAGCUUAACUUUUUGGUGCUGAGCAUUGUAGUAGAAUUUCAUGAAAACAGAGGAAGGUAAUAUGUUUGUCACCAAAUCACUUUCUUUUCUUCAGGUUGAUGUAUCAGCUGUUAAUCUAAGACUGCAGUACUCAAGCUACUUCUUGUUUGUGAUGGUGAUCACCUGUGUGCUCUAUGGAAUGAUCAAAGGAAGACCAGUCAAACAAAGUAAAAAGGUACAGAUAGGGACACACAGUAAAAAACCAGCUCAAAAGGCAAAAGCCUACAGGAGGUUGAAUGAUGAUUUUGCAUAAGUUGCAAAAGACUGGGGUUUGAUUUUGCAUGGAAAUUCAGAGUUUUUCUUUGUCCAGGGUUCUUGAUAACACAAAGAUUAUUUUUCUCUGUCCCACCACCAUGCUCAAAAUUUGCCUUCUUUCUUAUUCUAUAAGUUCCUUUUUACUGCUCUUAUGACUAGACAGUCAAUUAGAACUUGACAUUGUUAGUCAGACAACUGAUAACAACUCUUGUCUAUUUAAUAUUUUGAUUGUUUAUGUUAAAGUGCCAAAGACAAAAUACCACAGCAUACCCAAGUGUUUCUCUCUAAACACUUUAUUGUAACAAUUUGAAAUUUUUCUUUGACCAAGUAGUAACUGUCAUAAUACUCUUGUUUGGUUGAUCAAGUUGCUCUAAAGAUUAUCAAGAACUAUGUGGAGUGAUUAUAAAAAGAAAUGAGAUAACAUCGAAUGGAAGAGUGACUGAAUUGGUGUUGGGCAAGUUGAUGAAUGUAACUGUAAAUGAGAAAGCAACCAACACCAAUGCAUUUGUCAAUAUAUAGUCUUUUAAUUUGCAUUGUUUUCUAGAUUCUUGCGAUACAUCAGUAGCGAUAUCAUGCUAGUAGAUAUUUCUUCUGUAUUUUAUACUUGGUAGGAGUCCUUGCACUCACUGACAGUUCAAAAAAGAAGAGAUAGCUAAGGCUGUAACUAAUGUAACAAAUGAGGGAGGGUGAUGGUCAUUAAAGUGCAUUAGUCACUGUGCAAAAGAUAACUUUGUUGUACUUUUUUUGCAGUCAAACCUUCCAAUAUGACGAUAUUUGCAAAGAAGUAUUGUAUUGAAUUGUCUAAUUCAUUUACCAUGCCCACAGUUGAAUUUAUGGUGACAUACUUAAAAAUAAGUAUAUCAGUAGAAAAAUAUCAUGCACAGCUGCACUUGUAAAUAGCUUGAAUAAGGCCAGUAAACCAUGCAUAUUAGUUAAGUUUACUAUGCUUGCAAGAAGUAGGUAGUGGUCCAGUGUUUUUUUCAGUGAGCAGGUUAAUGAGGGGCUUAGAUGUGAUUCUCACCAGUUGGUAUCAAGUGGUCACUAACAUUGUAAAUGUGAUAGAAAUCUCAUUAUCUGGAAAUAAUUCCUAAAGAAAAAUUUGGCAUCUCAUUGUACUAAUCAUUAAAUUAAACCCAGAAUUUAUUUAUUUUCCUGUAUGAUUCUGUCAACUUUGGUCACAAGUUUAAUACAAACCAUAAUUGAUUAUUGUAAAUUGUAGAUAACUGUUCAGCUUCCCUUAGCUUUUUGUUGAUAUAAGAACAAUUCAAUAUUUAUGGGUUUUGCUGUUGACAAUUAAGUAUGAAUCUGUCAAGCCCUUAAUCUUAAGAAAAUUGGGAACCCAGCUUGAGAAUUACUUCUCAACAAACUGUUCACUUUCCAGCUAAAAUGUAGCAUGGAUAACAUUGCUUAAAAUUUUCCAAAAAUCAAAAUCUCUUACUUCAAGUGGUGUAAUUCCUAGCUUGUGCAGGGUUUCUUAAGUUUACCUAAUAUACUAGGUGUUAUACAAGAAGAAAUUGUAUGCUUUCAGAAAAUCACAGUCCAUGGUAUUUUCUAGUUAUAAAAUAAGUAGCCUUGCAUACCCUAAUUUGAUAUGAAUUACCUUUAAUUACAGAAGAAAAGUAUUGUUGUGAAGUUCAGACAUUUUAAUGUAGAAAACCUGUUGUUUCUUAUCUUACAUGUACACUUUUCCAUUUAAUGCAGAAUUUUUUUGAGGAGCCAUUUUCUGCCUUCUCAACCUUUUUGCCUAAGCUACAUGUUGCUCAUGUCAUUUUAAAGAAUGACUUUUUAGUUUAGUCCCAGGAGUGUGUGCAAUUCCCACUGUCUUGGAACCUUCUUCAUUUUCAAUGUUACCUUAACUUCAACCUAGCAUUGAUAUUUUGUAUUAUAUCACUUAAAGAUGGGAAAAUAAUCAAAUAAAGGAAAACUGAC